CUUCUCUACUAAAAAAAAUAAAUUAGUGUCAUUCAUUAGUUGCAGCCCCUCAGUUGCAGGCCCUGUCUGUUCCCUUUCUGAAUGAGAGCCUGCUCACAGAGAGGGUCUGACAUUGUCUGCUCUUGCUGUAGUGUUGUGUGUGUGUGUGUGUGUGUGUGCAGGAGUGUGUAUGUGUGUGUGUGAGUCACAUUGAAUGAUAGAGAGAGAGGGAGAGAGGCUCACAGAGAAGAUCUCUGGGCAACAGAUCCGUUUUGCUCGGCUAAAGACCAAACACAACGGGAUGGAUUUCUGCACGACAUGAACAAAAGAACAAAGCCAUGUCUGGAAUGGACGUCCCACUGGUGGACCACAACGACACUGGAGUCUCUUCAAUAGACAUUGGGACCUUCCUGCGUUUCUCUCCAACCUCGGCCUCCACAUCGGCCGCCGCCUCGUCCCCAGGACGUCCAGGCAACGUGUACGUCUACGUGUGGCUCUUCCUCGGCCUGCUGGUGUUCCUGCUCACGCUGCUUAUCAUCUCCCUCCACAGGCUGAAGAACAUCAUCUCCUCCUCCUCCUCGGUUCCCGACUGCAGCAGCGAAGGGGGGAGCUCCUUCACCAACAUGGAGAUCUGUAGCAUCUCCUCCCAGAGGUCCACCAUCUCCUCACUGUCCACCUGAGGGAGGGAGAUGGGGAGACAUAUGGGCGUGUAUGUCCAUUUGCAUGUGUGCUCAGACAUGCAAGCAUGCACACACAAGCUCCUCACUCUUCUCUGUGACAUACAAACACAAACUUUACUUCAUGCAUGCAUGGCUCUACUUCCCAUGCAUGCAUAGUCUAUAGUCCUGAUGGUCCAGUGAGUCACAAGGCGUGAGUGUGACUGAGCCUUAUUUCACGGACUGUGAGACAAAGCUGAAAUUUGCCUUCCCUCUGCAGGAAAAAGGAGGAACUAUGAUCUUUCCUAAUCCAUUUUUGUAAAAGUCAUUUCUUGUGCUGUACCUGUCAUAUUUACGAUAGAACAAAUGAAGUGAAUCUUUGUACAGCAUGUCUCAUAAUGUCAGUAGACUCAACUGCAAUAAUCAGCAUUAAAAUAUUACCAAUAUCACUUUGUACAGACAUGCAUGAGAUUAGACAACUAGAGAUGCUGUAACUCAUUUUACUUGUACCUAGCGAAAGGUGAGAUAUCUUGAAAAGUGUUUAAAUGCCACAUUGGUUCAUGAUUUUGGCGAGAAGAUGUUGCACAAAGGAGACGGAAGACGCGGUGAAGGUGAGAGAGAAAUGAAGGUUGUCAAGUAUUGACGGGCACGCAGCCUCCGACUGCAGCUGCGGACAGACCGGGUCAAAAGUGUCAGAAACUACAAGAUUAAAUUCAGCCCUGAAAGACAGGACUACCAGCGGAACGGAUAACCCUCUCUUGCCUGUCAGCUCAUAUGGCAUCUGAUCGCAGUCUCCAUAGUGACUGAAGCAUGAGCACUCCAGCUGUCAGCCAUGUGUGUGUUCUAGGCUUAAAGCAGUAAUGGUUGUUCCUGCUCAAAAUACAUUGUUUAAAAA
Messenger RNA from Paralichthys olivaceus (Japanese flounder), 1530 nucleotides. Its product is annotated as serine-rich and transmembrane domain-containing protein 1. The record is from RefSeq and is a predicted model, not a curated record. Lineage: Eukaryota; Metazoa; Chordata; Actinopteri; Pleuronectiformes; Paralichthyidae. Gene Ontology annotation, cellular component: intracellular membrane-bounded organelle.